This is a messenger RNA of Sesamum indicum (sesame), 2887 nucleotides long. The record is from RefSeq and is a predicted model, not a curated record. NCBI's taxonomy places the organism in Eukaryota, Viridiplantae, Streptophyta, Magnoliopsida, Lamiales, Pedaliaceae.
UGUUGCCGUCCUAUAUUAAUGUUAAUUUACCAACCAUCUUAUUCUUCCGAUUCAUAUGAUUCCCCACAUUCAAGAGCAGACAAGAACCUUUGUGAAUUGUGAUGUCCGAUUUUAGUGUUUCACUGGUAAGAUAAUCUUUCUAUGAUUAAGAAAAGCAUUGACAGGCUAGCAAUUUGAACCUGGAUUCUCAUAGUUUCCAUCGGCACAGCUAGCAAAUUGCGGUAGGCCAGGCCAGGCCAGUCCAACAACACAGAGCCGGAGGUCCCAAAUAACAAAAUCACAAGGCCGUCUAAGGACGUCAAGCUCUUAAAUUCAUUAUCUACACUUUAGUUGCUGUCAUGGUGCUGAUAAUUACAAUUCAAUGUGCAGGAACUCGUAGUUUUGUGUAUAAAUAUGAGACUCACAAUCUUACACAUUUCAUUGGAAAGGUUUCAAGAACAUGGAAUUAAUUAAAGAGUUUCCUCUCUUCUUCCUGUUUACACUAUUAUUUCUUUUCCAUGCUAAGAUAGUGUUAGGAGAGAGGUCCAGUUAUAUUGUCCACAUGGACAAAUCCUUCAUGCCCAAGGCAUUUGCUAGCCACAACCAUUGGUAUUCCUUUACUAUCAAAUCUCUGAAAUCUGUGAGCUCCAAAUCUUUGGACCACCAUAGAAAACCACUAAAACUAGUUUAUACGUAUGACAACGUAUUUCAUGGAUUCAGCGCUCUGUUGUCAAAUGAUGAACUAGAGGCUCUCAAGAAAUCACCAGGAUUUGUCUCUGCCUAUAGCGACAGGAAUGUCACGCUUGACACCACUCACACAUUUGAGUUUCUCUCCCUAAAUCCUGUCACAGGAUUAUGGCCGGCUUCAGAAUAUGGCAAAGGUGUGAUUGUGGGCGUUAUUGACACAGGAGUGUGGCCUGAAAGUCUAAGCUUCAAUGAUGACGGAAUGACUGAAGUUCCUUCAUGGUGGAAAGGGACAUGCGAGGCGGGACAAGAAUUUAAUUCAUCUUUGUGCAAUAGAAAGCUCAUUGGAGUCCGAUACUUCAAUAAGGGAGUUAAAGCUGCAAAUCCCAAUAUAACCCUGAGUAUGAACUCUGGAAGGGAUACACAAGGCCAUGGCACACACACUUCAUCUACUGCCGCAGGAAAUUAUGUCGAAGGAGCUUCGUUUUUUGGCUAUGCUUCGGGGACUGCAAGGGGGAUGGCACCUCGUGCCAGAGUGGCCAUGUAUAAGGUUAUCUGGGACGAAGGUCGCUAUGCUUCUGAUGUUCUUGCUGGUAUGGACCAAGCCGUUGCUGAUGGUGUUGAUGUAAUAUCUAUUUCCAUGGGCUUUGAUGACGUUCCUUUGUAUCAAGACCCAAUCGCAAUAGCUUCUUUUGGUGCCAUGGAGAAGGGCGUGCUCGUUUCAUCUUCAGCUGGAAAUGAGCGUCUCAUUGGAAGUUUACAUAAUGGCAUUCCAUGGGUCCUAACAGUGGCAGCAGGCUCCAUCGAUCGUUUCUUUGCUGGUAGCUUGAUUUUGGGGAAUGGAUUAACAAUAACUGGAUGGAGUAUGUUCCCUGCAGCAGCCCUUGUAACCAAUUUGCCUCUCAUCUACAACAAAACAUUGUCUUCUUGCAAUUCCAGUGAAGCAUUAUCUACUGUCGGAUAUGGGAUAAUCAUAUGCGAAAAUGGUUUCCUUUAUAGCCAAAUGAACUAUGUCUCACAAUCAAAUGUUGCUGCUGCUAUCUUUAUCUCAGACAAUCCAAGUACAUUCGAAUUCAGCGAUUUUCAAUAUCCUGGUGUCGUGAUCAGCUCCAAGGACGCAACAAUCGUGACAGAUUACGCCACAAUCAGUGUAAGCCCAUCUGCUAGCAUCAAGUUUCAACAAACGUUUGUCGGAACGAAGCCUGCUCCUGUUGUGGCUACAUACACCUCAAGAGGCCCUGCGCCGAGUUAUCCAGGCAUCUUAAAACCAGACAUUAUGGCUCCAGGAUCAUUAGUAUUAGCAUCGUGGAUUCCAAAUACUAUAACAGCUGCUAUUGGCUCUAACAUUGGCCUGACUAGUGAUUUUGUUGCUAUCUCUGGAACAUCCAUGGCUUGUCCUCACGCUUCAGGCAUUGCUGCACUUCUUAAAGGCGCACACCCUGAAUGGAGUCCGGCAGCCAUUCGCUCAGCCAUGAUGACUACAGCGAAUCCUUUUGACAAUACGCAAAACUACAUUCGAGAUUCGUACUUCAACUAUGAAAUCGCCACACCCCUAGCCAUGGGAGCAGGACAAGUUGAUCCAAAUCAAGCGCUCGAUCCAGGUUUGAUUUAUGAUGCUAGCCCACAAGAUUACGUGAACCUUCUUUGCUCAAUGAAUUUCACUCAUAAUCAGAUCUCCACCAUCACAAGAUCCAGCUACAAUUGCUCCACUCCGUCAUCCGAUCUAAAUUACCCGUCAUUUAUUGCUUUGUACACCAACAAAACGAGGGACAGUUUGGUUCAAGAAUUCCAUAGGGUUGUCACAAAUGUUGGAGAUGAUGUGACUUCCUACAAGGUUCAAGUGACAGCACCGAGUGGAUCCACAGUUACAGUCUACCCAACGACGCUUGUGUUUGGUCAUAAAUAUGAGAAACAGAGUUAUUCAUUGACUAUACAAUAUAAGAGUAAUAGCACCGGAGCAAUCACAUUUGGUUCAAUAACUUGGAUCGAGGACAACGGCAAGCAUACUGUGAGGAGUCCGAUUGUGGUGUCACCUAUGAUUCCUGUUUGGUGAACUACAACAAAGUUUGUGACAUGGCCAUAAUUCUGGCUACUAUGUCUUCGUUUCAUUCUCUGACUUCGAUUUUAUUGCUGAAGAAAUUUUAAUGUUUCCUAAAGAGCUUUUAAAAUUUUAUGGUAUUUGCAAUAAUAGAAGAUAUGAUGAUUUUAAUUGCUCAUCAUUUAG